Messenger RNA from Onthophagus taurus, 653 nucleotides. The record is from RefSeq and is a predicted model, not a curated record. Lineage: Eukaryota; Metazoa; Arthropoda; Insecta; Coleoptera; Scarabaeidae.
UCGAGUUUUGGCUGAAUCAUCGCCUUACUACGAAUCUCUAAAAUCGCGCAACCAAGAAGUUUUAUUCUGUUAUGAACCUUACGAUGAAUUGGUGUUAAUGACACUUCAACAAUUUAAUGGUUAUAAAGUAGUUUCUGCAGAAAAAGAUAUGCGCGAUGAUAAAAAAGCGGCGGAUUUAACGAAUUUAGGCGCUGAUAGUUUGAAGCGGAGUGAAAUUGAUAGUCUAACGAAAUGGAUAAAAGCUCAGUUGAACGGAAGAGCAAGUAGUGUUAGCGCUACUAAUAGGCUUGAAAAUCACCCUUGUGUAGUCACCGUUGAAGAAAUGGCAGCUGCGAGACAUUUUAUUAGAACGCAAAGUCAUCAAGUACCGGAAGAUAAACGCUAUGCUUUGUUGCAACCUCAAUUUGAGAUUAAUCCAAAGCACCCAAUCAUUAAAAAAUUACAUAAAUUAUCGCAAUCUGAUAUAGAAUUAGCCAGUUUAUUAGCAAAACAGUUAUUUGCAAACGCAAUGGUUGGUGCAGGACUUGUUGAUGAUCCAAGAUUGAUUCUAACCUCAAUGAAUGAACUCUUAACGAAAUGUUUAGAGAAAUAUUAAUUUGCUUAAAAUUUAUAGUUUUUUUUUUCUAAGUGAUGUUUUUGUAUAUAUAGUUUUU